AUGUCUGUUUCUUCUGAUACUUCAGGAUCAGUACCGGGUUCACCGAUCGAACUAGAGCCCGAGCCAGAAACGAUUUGUCGUUGGCAAGGAUGCAAUCAAGACUUAUUUACGCUUGACAAUUUAGUCCACCAUAUCCACAAUGGUCAUAUUGGGAAUCGUCGACCAAAGUAUACGUGUGAAUGGGAUGACUGUCCUAGAAAAGGACUAGUGCAGACUUCCAGGUUUGCCUUGAUAGCUCACUUGCGAUCACAUACAGGAGAAAAGCCAUUUAUUUGCUCUAUUCCCGAAUGUGAUCGUUCAUUUACGCGAUCAGAUGCUUUAGCAAAGCAUAUGCGAACUGUGCAUGAGGCUGAUACACUUCGGCCAUCUGAUCCCAUUCCAAAAGCGCACCCCAUGCAUCCUCAAAAUGUCGCCAAUGCCAUGGUACAAAGUGCAAGAGAGGCUAGAGCACAACAGCAGCAGCAACAAGGUACAGGAGUUCCAAAUGAAAACAUGGAAAACUGGCUGGAUGCUGCAGCUAUGCCAAAGAGCCCUCAUGAUAUGUAUCACUUACAAAAACUAAAACUCCAGUGGGUGAAGGAGGAACGGUUGAUGUUGAUGAAGCAUUUAGAAAAUGUCAACUUGAAGUCGGAACAAGCUCACAAUGAAAAAGAAAAAGCACUUGAUAAGCUGGUACAAUAUGUGGACCCUUCUAUACGCAGGUAA
This is a messenger RNA of Schizosaccharomyces osmophilus, 705 nucleotides long. It is a transcript of the gene iec1, whose product is annotated as Ino80 complex subunit Iec1. The record is from RefSeq and is a predicted model, not a curated record. Gene Ontology annotation, cellular component: nucleus. Lineage: Eukaryota; Fungi; Ascomycota; Schizosaccharomycetes; Schizosaccharomycetales; Schizosaccharomycetaceae. The transcript has 2 exons. Gene Ontology annotation, biological process: regulation of transcription by RNA polymerase II. Gene Ontology annotation, molecular function: RNA polymerase II cis-regulatory region sequence-specific DNA binding; DNA-binding transcription factor activity, RNA polymerase II-specific. The coding region runs from base 1 to 705 and encodes 234 amino acids.